Molecule: messenger RNA, 2799 nt
Organism: Nymphaea colorata (pocket water lily)
Lineage: Eukaryota; Viridiplantae; Streptophyta; Magnoliopsida; Nymphaeales; Nymphaeaceae
Product: mitogen-activated protein kinase 10-like
Exons: 10
Coding region: 638-2491 (617 amino acids)
Biological process (GO): protein phosphorylation; intracellular signal transduction
Cellular component (GO): cytoplasm; nucleus
Molecular function (GO): MAP kinase activity; ATP binding
Source: RefSeq, a predicted model, not a curated record
CGAUGGACUCUCUCUCUAGGGUUUCCCUUGUGCUGAAGAAGAAGAGGUGGAAGAAGAAGAGGAGGAGGAGGAGGAGGAAAGAAGAAGAAGAAGCAAUAAAAUUUUCUCAAUUUCGAUAAUUUCCUGUCUAAUCUUCUGGAUUUCUCGGAGAUUUUGAGGGCGAAGAAUUCGUCCUUUUUCGGUUACCCCAACAACCACCACUCCCGCCGCCACCUGGAUCUAGUCCAUGUACUUUCGAAGUAUCGGGGUCGUAUGCUGAAAUGUAGAGGAAGGAGAGGGGGGAUUGGAGAUGCCGAGGAAUCUGAAAUCCACGAGGGCAACCAGCCCAUGGCGGCAGCAUUGCUGUGCACGAGAGAUCCUGAGGCCGGCAGUGUCUAUUUCGGCGUCGCUUGCAUGAAGGGUCUGGUUCUGCCUGUGGUCUUGGUGAAUAGCUUUUCGCUGCCCAAGAGAGACUGCGGGUUGUUCAUCCGGAGCAGGGGCCGGUGGGGGAAGUGCGGCUGAGUGGCCGUUCCGACUGCUGCUGAUUGCUCUCCAUCUGUUUCAGAAUUGUAAUUGUUGCUGCUUGUCUUGGAGCCCACAGUUGGGAAUUCGGGGAGUGGUGGACGCGGGGAGGUUGGACUUUGAUAGGUUAAAGAAAAUGCAGUAUCAGGAUCAGAGAAAGAAGAGUACUGUGGAGAUGGACUUCUUCACAGAGUAUGGAGAUGCCAACAGAUACAAAAUUCAAGAAGUCAUUGGAAAAGGAAGCUAUGGGGUUGUGUGUUCUGCCAUUGACACACAUACGGGGGAAAAGGUGGCAAUAAAGAAGAUACAUAACAUUUUUGAGCACAUCUCUGAUGCAACACGAAUAUUACGGGAGAUCAAGCUACUUAGGCUUCUUCGACACCCUGAUAUUGUUGAAAUUAAGCACAUCUUGCUGCCACCAUCAGGAAGAGACUUUAAGGAUGUUUUCGUUGUUUUUGAGCUCAUGGAGUCGGAUCUUCACCAAGUUAUCAAGGCGAACGAUGACUUGACGAAAGCACAUUUUCAGUUCUUUCUAUAUCAGCUGCUUCGUGCAUUGAAGUACAUCCACACAGCAAAUGUUUAUCAUAGAGAUUUGAAACCAAAGAAUAUAUUGGCAAAUGCAAACUGCAAACUCAAAAUCUGUGACUUUGGAUUGGCUAGAGUUGCAUUUAAUGAUACACCAACAACAAUAUUCUGGACGGAUUAUGUUGCAACAAGGUGGUAUAGAGCUCCAGAACUAUGUGGAUCCUUUUUCUCCAAGUAUACUCCUGCCAUUGAUAUCUGGAGCAUAGGUUGCAUAUUUGCUGAGGUUUUAACAGGAAAACCUCUUUUCCCUGGGAAAAAUGUUGUUCACCAGCUAGAUUUGAUGACAGACCUGCUUGGGACACCUUCCCUAGAUACAAUAACUCGGGUUCGAAAUGAGAAGGCACGUAGGUACUUGAGUACCAUGCGGAAAAAACACCCGGUGCCUUUUGCACAGAAGUUCCCUAAUGCUGAUCCCUUGGCCCUCAAGUUACUGGAAAGACUGUUGGCUUUUGACCCCAAGGAUCGGCCAACUGCAGAAGAGGCUUUAGCAGAUCCAUACUUUGAAGGCCUAGCAAAACUAGAAAGAGAACCAUCCUGCCAGCCAAUCACGAAAAUGGAGUUUGAGUUUGAAAGGCGCCGAGUAACAAAAGAGGAUAUUCGAGAUCUUAUAUUCCGUGAAAUCCUGGAAUACCAUCCUCAACUUCUGAAGGAUUACAUGAGCGGAACUGAGAGGGCUACCUUUCUAUACCCCAGUGCCAUUGACCAGUUCAAGAAGGAAUUUGCUCAUCUUGAAGAAAAUGGUGGUAAAAGCGCACCUGUGAUUCCUUUAGAAAGGAAGCAUGUCUCUCUCCCAAGAUCUACUGUUCAUUCAGCAUCAACAGCUUCAAAGGAACAAGCACCUAUGGCUUCAUAUAGAGAUCGAUGUGCAGAAGGCCGAGAUGCACCUUCCAAGAAUUUUAUGGAUGCAGCCCGAAUGUCUACCGUUUUAUCUAGAACCUCGCAGAUUCCACAGAGAAAUGUGCAAGCUAAACCUGGGAAAGUUGUUGGACCGGUUUUCCCCUACGAAAAUGGGAGCGCAAAGGAUCCAUACGACCUAAGAAGGCUGGUUAGAAGCACUGUAUUUCCACCUCAAUAUGCAGGUCCAGUCUCUCAUGGUCUCCAGGCAGUAGGCAGAUUAGAAUACGGCGAAAAAGACAAAGCCAAGCAAGAGAUGGAGUAUACUGCAACCAAACAGCAGGGCCUUUCAAAUAAUACAGUAGUUACAAGAGCUGCAGAUGGCAUAGCCAUAAACAUGAAUGCGUUGCCAUUCUACCUCUCAAAAGCUGCGAAGUCUGAGGUUGGUGGGGACCGAAUUGUUAGAGAAGCUAACUACUUCGAAGCCAGAUCACAGCUGAGUGGAAUGGCUGUUGCUGCUACUUCUGGGAAAAUUGGUGCAGUUCAGUUUGGCAUGUCAAGAAUGUAUUAAGGAUUUUUCUCUGAUGAAGAAAACUGAAAAGUAAGCCUCGAUUUGGAUAUGAAUACAGUUCAACGUGCAUGAUCACUUACUGGGGUGUUGAAAUUGUACAAAGAGAAGCACGGUGCGUCCAAUGGUGCUUUCCGUUCGCAAGAUUGCAGUAUCGCUGCUGCUUGUCAACAAGGAGCGCAUUUUCUCGAGCCGGUGUAAGCGUGUAGCCUUUUCAGUUUUCAGAGAGCAAUGUCAACUCCCACAUGUGAAUAACUGUCCUCAAAUGAUGACUGAGCAGUAAAGUUCAAUGUGUAUCUAAGUUUAAAACC